GGCGCGGCUCUCCCGUCGGGCCGUGCGCGGCCGGAAGCGGAAGUGAAUGUGCUGGUAAUCAUGGUGCCGCUGGGGCGGGGAAGGAGGUGCCGCCGCUGCCGGGAGCUCGAUGAGUCGCUACGGUCUAACUUGAUGAUAUCGCACUGAGAGGCGGUGAGCCAUGGGGGAGAACAGUCCUGAAGGCAACGUUAUCUACUAUGAAGCAGAGGAAGACGAUUUAACCCAAGAUGACAAUAUGAUGAGGUUUGCUGAUAAAAACGGGCUGGUUUCUUCAUCGUCUGGGACGGUCUAUGACAGGACAACUGUUCUAAUAGAGCAGGACCACAGUGUAUUGGAAGAUGAUGAGGAUGAAGGACAGUGUGGUGAUCACUUGCCUUUUUUACCCGAGGGUCACGAAGAAGGAUUUCAUUUAAUAGCAGAUCAUGAAGGAAUGUCCCAGGGUUAUGUGCAACAUAUUAUUUCUCCAGAUCAGAUUCAUCUAACAAUAAAUCCUGGUUCAACUCCUAUGCCAAGAAAUAUCGAAGGAGCAACACUCACUUUGCAGUCUGAAUGCCCAGAAACUAAGCUUAAAGAAGUUAAGAGAUACCAGUGCACCUUUGAGGGCUGUCCACGCACCUAUAGCACUGCUGGAAACCUGCGCACUCACCAAAAGACACAUCGUGGGGAAUACACUUUUGUCUGCAAUCAAGAAGGCUGUGGCAAGGCCUUUCUUACCUCCUACAGCCUCAAAAUCCAUGUUCGAGUGCACACUAAGGAAAAGCCGUUUGAAUGUGAUGUGCAGGGCUGUGAAAAGGCAUUCAAUACACUGUACAGGCUGAAAGCACAUCAGAGGCUUCACACAGGGAAAACAUUUAACUGUGAAUCAGAAGGCUGCAGUAAAUAUUUCACAACGCACAGUGACCUGAGGAAGCACAUUCGAACACACACAGGAGAAAAGCCAUUUCGGUGUGAGCAUGACGGCUGUGGAAAGGCUUUUGCUGCAAGCCACCACCUUAAAACACAUGUUAGGACACAUACUGGGGAGAAACCCUUCUUCUGUCCCAGUAAUGGCUGUGAGAAGACUUUUAGUACACAGUAUAGUCUCAAGAGUCACAUGAAAGGUCAUGAGAAAGGACAUUCCUAUAAUGCACUUCCCAAUAACAAUGUAUCUGAGGAUACAAGCCACUCACUUUGUCUGAGUGACCUAAGCCUCAUAUCAACAGAUUCAGAAUUGCGGGAGAACUCUAAUCCAACACAUGGACAAGACCUUAGCACAAUCUCACCAGCAAGCAUCUUUGAGUCUAUGUUCCAGAGCCCAGAUCAUACUGCAAAUCAGGACGACUCUCAGCAGACAGCUGCCUUGAUUGAAGGUUUUAAUGGUGAUGCAGACUCAGUUACUGCUGUUCCGCCUUCUGCAGGAGACUCGACAUCGUUGUCUCUUCCGCUUGUACUGCAGCUUGGCAUCUCUGAGCCUUCACAUUCAGCACUACAAGCCUCGGCAGCACCUGCUGCUCCCUCCUCCAUAGGAACCAGCUCACAGCAAGCUGCAUUUGGAAAUCCUGCAACUGUUUUACAAUCCCCAGAAGUGCCUGUUCCUCACAGCACACAGUUUGCAGCCAGUCACCAAGACUUCCUGCAGCACACUCAGACACCGCCACAGCCCAUUGUACAAGGACUUUCAGUGGUUGCUGGGGCAUCUGCCCCAACGGCAUCAAGUGCCACUGAGCCCCUGCCAGCUGUAGUUCAGACUGUGCCUGUUGGUGCGAACUCUGUUCUGACCAGUAAUCCAACAAUAACAAUUACACCUUCUCAGAGCACCGCUAUUCUGCAGUCCAGCAUUGUCAUGGGAGAGCAAAACUUACAAUGGAUCUUAAAUGGUGCCACUGGUUCUCCACAAAGCCAAGAACAAAUGCCACAAGUUCCAAAAGUAGUAGAAAAGGUUUUUUUUACCACUGCAUUACCAGUAGCUGGCAACACAGGAAACCCUGUUCAGCAGAUUGGUCUCAGUGUUCCUGUCAUUAUUAUAAAGCAGGAGGAGGCCUGCCAGUGUCAGUGUGCCUGCCGAGACUCUGCCAAGGACAAAGCCACCGUUAAGAAGGAAUGUUCCUCGCCUGAUUCAAAAGCUUUGGAGCAGCCAGCUCCCCAGCUGCAGCCUCAGACCUUUCCUUCCUCUUCCCCUUCUCCUUCGUGUGGGCAGAGCAGUCAGAUAGUUAGCCCUUCAGACUCUCAGACUGAAACAUUAAGUGCCAUGGAUGUAUCGGACUUCCUGUCCCUCCAAAGCCCUGAAACCCCAUCUAACAUAAUUCCAAUCGAAGCACUACUGCAGGGCGAGGAAGAAAUUGGUUUGAAUAGCAGCUUCUCUAAGUGAAGAUGUUCCAGAUUUUCCUUUGCACCUGGUGGGUAAAACCCUUCUCCUUAGAAGCAGAAACUGAAGGAUCAAUUCUUUUUCCUUCCUCUUUGGAAGUUUUGUGGCUUAUUUCUGCUUCACAGAUGUCAUCUUAGUCACAUCCCAGGUACAUCCAUCUUUGAGAAUCUAUCUAAAAAAAGAAAAGGAAAAAAAAAAAAAGGAAAAGCUAAGUUAUAUAUGAACUGUUUUGGCUGCACUGUCUGUCACUUUUGCUUGUCAUAUGUGAACACAGAAGUUAAGAUUACUCGUGUGCAAAAAGAUUUUAAAAAGAAAAAGGGGGGUUAGUUUGUCUCCAGUUGCACAUCACUUAUGUUUGGGAUUAAGGUACUGGCAGCGAGUGGGUCUUUGUUACAACUCCUUGGGUCUAUAAUUUUCUUCUGUCUCUUAUGUCUGAUACUAACCAUGCACUAUGAGGGGAGCCCAGGAAAGGAAUUUGCUGUAGUAGAAAAUGGCAUUAUUGUAGAAGAUCAUUUAUCUGCAAUUUUAUUGGAAUGCAGUUGUCACAUCACUGAGUUGGGAGCUGAUACCUGGGUUUGCUUUGUACUAACGCUGUUACUAAAGCCUACAGAAAUUUUUGGGAGUUUAUUUCAGCAGAGCACAAGUACCCUGUGCUCCUGGUAGAUCUGUUCAUUUAAUUUCAUUAGGACUUAAAAGUGUGGUGGCAGACACACUGUUUCACGACAUGGAAACACAAUCGGAGCCCCUGCUUACUCAGGCUUGAGAGUCUGUUUUCUUUGCCUGGCUUUGAAGGAUGCAGUGAGUCCCAGAUGUAGUCAGAUUGGUGCCUGCUGCUCUUUUGAUUUAUUUGGCUCUGUUCAGAAACAAGUCAUCCUUUUAACCCCCACGACUGUUUAAUCAGGAGCAUGGUGCCUUUGCUGGUUACUCUCAUCUUUUGUCAGGAACAACUCUAGGAAAAUUUUCAGACUGAUUCAACAUAAAUUCAGUUUGAAUUCAGUGAGUCUAUCCUUCAGCUGUCCAUAAAUGCUUCCUUUUUUCUGUUGAGCUAUAUAAUUUCUGCCUGAAUCUGCCUCCAACCUACUGCAAUGCCAGCUUUUUGUGCACGGGGCUAUUUCUUGACUAAAAGAUUUUACACAACAUAGUAGUUUUUCAUAUCAAACUGAAAGUCUAUAUUCUAACCUACUCAGGGUAAAUAAAACACAAACCCCCCUUCCACCAAAAAGCCUGUAAUGUUGCAAUAAAUGCAGUCUCAUUCUAAAUGGUUUAUUUAUGCUGCAUUAUUUUAAAAGAUGUAAUUUUAUAGUGUUUUAUCCAUCUUUCUGGCUUUGGCUGUCAGUCCUUUUGUGUUAAAGGAAAGAAUAUUAAAUAGUCUUUAUUCAGUUUACAGUGUUGUCAUUAGUGAGAUACAAAGAUAAUGACUGUAAGCCAAUUAAUGUGGAGUGUCCUGCGCACUAAAUUUAGGAAUGCAAACUCCUGGUGGAUAGAGAUCUUUCACUCGUAUUUGAUCAAAGCUGCUCUCUGUACCUGCUGGGGGAGAAUUGUUUGAGUGCAGCCAGAGCUCCCCAGGAUACCGGGUGAUUAGCAGGUUUUCUAACCCUCUUGUGACACGCUCUGUGUAGACUUGCCAACACCGCUGUCACAGUCUUAGCUGAGAGAGCGGCUCAAGUGAUCCUGUGUGCUAUUCCCUUGCGAAUCUGCUGUCACAGCACAGAUGGAAAUGGGCUGAAGGGAACUCACUUUUCACCUCUGACAACUUGCUUCCAGUUGUUAGGUGCAGGAGGGUGAAACUGUCCCGUUGGGGCAAAUGUGAGGGAGGAGAGGCUGCGCAAAGAAUGCACAGAGCGCUCCGUUUUGGUCAUUGCAGUGAUGAGCUUGGGGGCAGCAGCUGAACUGAAACACACUACCGUGUUUCUGUGCGCGUUGGCGUGUGGUGCAGUGCUAUCGCAGGGGGAUGUGGGUCCUGCAGCAAUAAGGUUCGCAUCCACAAAACGCGGAUUAACAAAGUAGUUUAUAUUUUGUUCUUGUGGUGGUAAUCCCUAGAGGGCAGCGAGAUGGUGGCCCCUUUUGGUUUUCUCCUACAGCUUCAUUUUGUGAUGCAGUUUGGUUACGCAGCAGCACAAACUGCUUUGAAUGCAAAAGAGAGUCUCAAGCCUGUGUGGCUGGAACUGCCCUCACAGGGAUGAGUCUCCUGCCAGCUCUCUGCGUAGAGCUCUGCUUCGGAGGAGUGUGAGUGGCGCUGGAGCUGCCCAGGAGGUCCCCAUGGGGCACGGGCCGCUGCCGGGACCUCCGCCUUUCCUGCGUCGUUGUGUGGCAGCGGUACUUGAGGGUGAGUGGAUGUGUGCGUGUGAGAGAGUCCGCUGAUGUGGGAGCACGUAGAUCCCCCUGGAGCUGCGGGGUUUUCUCUGAUGCGGACAAGAGUACCAGAUGCGGCAGCUGAGGGAUUAGGAAUUUAGCAACCACUUCUGAGCCUUUCCGUCCUUCAGGGAAGCGUUUUUCCAUGCUACUUUUGCUUCUUGCGACUUAGUCCACCUAAAGCACGCUUCUGGUUGGACCAUAUAGCAUCUUUAGAAACUCCUUUGUGACAGAAACGAGUAGAAGAAUCUACCAAAGGCUUUGAAAUCAGAAGCUAAUUUGGAAGUGUGGUAAUUGGCAGCAGUGAGGUGCUGCACGCAUCCUUUCUGAGUGGGUAUCAGAGGUUAACCUCUCUGCUGUUUUCUCUUCACAGCUACUGUUUUCUAUUGGUGUGUUCUAGGAAAAGCAAUGUGUUCCAAGUUUAUGCUGACUUUUAGGUGCAUUGGGUUUGCCGUUACCCUCUUGUAUGUGCAUCAGGCAGGCUGCGAUUUAGGUGAAACUAAUUAGAGCUUGUAAUGAGGCGAGAGCAGCGUGAUUCUGUGAAUGCAGAGGCCGCUGCACCAUGGACUGUGCAUCCCACCCAAUUGUGUUGUACAGAUGUGUGCUUUUGUUGUGUAAUCCUUGAUCUGCUUUCCAGAGUGUUCCAUGCUGUGUGUAUCUGAUGUGUUUCACAGUGGCCAUUCGCAUCAUCCCCAGUGCUGUGUGAUCAAACAUUGUGCUGCCGGGGAUGGGAGGAGAUCUGUGGCAGCUGGCAAGAGAGGGCAGUCGCAGCAAAGCCCUGAGAUUCCUCAGUGCCAGAGAAUUUUCUGUCCUUCUCCUCUUGUUGCCCCAGCAUUUACCAUAUUCGCAAUAACAUUUUUAAUAAAGGGGGGGAGUUUGUACCAUUGUAGAUCUGGUAAGAUGUUGGAUUCCCAGAAAGGGGCAUGUUCUGUAAUACGCUGGAGCCUCUGAGAACAGUGUGCCCUCGCCCUGCAAAAUCUGCAUUUCACAAACCCCUUUAAUUAUCAGUCAGGGAGCAAAACUGCACUGCUCUGGGUCUGUGUUAAAGGUUUUGCUGUUUUGUGGCUUGUGAGUGUUUACUUGGUUACUUACAGUUUCUAGGUGGGUGCAGAAGCUUAAACAUGUAGAAUGGGUCUAAUUACCAACAGCUCUAGUCGCUGAGCAGUGACCCAAGCAAGCAGACUUGGCGUGCAGUUGAAGGCUGUAGAAGUUGCUUCUCAUGCUUGUAGGUGGUGGAGGGAUGGAAAAUCAGCACUGUUUAAAUGCUGGUACUGAAUUAUAUAGAACAAAGUACGAACUGGGCACUUCUGUAAUGCUGACUGUGUCCGGAAAGACUAGUUCGCAGAACCUCAUACUGGUAUCUAAAAUGCACUUUAGGUUAUUUUAUCUUUAACCCAAUUGCUGCAAUUUCUUUUGUAUAUACUUUCAUAAAGUUUAUUUUUGCUCUGAGUAAAAGUUAACAGGGGUGUGCAAAGAUGAGCACUUAACUUGGUGCAAUACUUGUAGCUAAAGAUCGUUGUCCCAUGUGGUCGGUCUGUCUGUGUCUAACUGAAUAUAUAUAGUAACUAGCUCAGUGACAUACUGCCCUUCCCUGUCUAUACCCAAGAGAAAUUAUGCAUCAUUAGCAAACGUCCAAUCUAUGCAAAUAUUCCACUGAGAGCACUGUGCUUUAGCAGGCCUUUUCUCUCGCGCUUUCUGGUGGGCUGCUUGUCACUUCUGUUGGACACUGCUGUGUUCCUUGGGGUAUAUCCCUUCUCCCUUGUCCUCCGCUCUGUUCUGCCGCAUGAGUACGAACAGAAGUGACAAGCUGUUCUGAAACAGGCAUGUUGCACCUUUAAAAUUUGUCUUUGCGAUCGUUUUUGAUGUCAUGUUAUCUGCCUUACUUCAUGGAGGAUGGCACUUCUGCAGUCAUCCAAGAUAUUGUUUUUGCAACUGCAGCAACAUUGUUAAACUGUUUACAGUACUCUUCCUGCACCAAUUAUAAAUAAGGCUCGGAGAAUGAACUAACGACUGGCUUGUUGGUUGUGGAACUGCUGGGGGAGAGAAGUUAAGGCAUAAUUAAUUGCCCUUGGAGUUGAUUGGUGAUGAAAAGCUGUUCCUGAUAUAUGUGGGAGCAUAGCUAGCAACUGAAAUGAGCGGCAGCCAGGUCGGUGACGUGGAGCAGACGGGAUCUUGGUGUCACAUUCUUGGCUCUGCUGCUGACUGGCUGAGAGGCCUUGGGCAAGUCACUUAACCUCUCCGUGCCUCGGUUUCCUCCCUGUGGAGUGAGGACACUGAAACUCGUCUUUGUAAAAUGCUUUGAGAUCUAUGGGUGAAAAGUCCUUGGCAUUAGUGAUCUGAGCUAGCUGGGCAGAACUGCUAGAGUCGGUUUGGACUGUAAGGCAAAAAAAAAAAAAAGCAUGUCUUUAACAAACCCUACAAAUUUCUGAUUGCAUAGUUUUAAAUUGGUACACUAUUUUUUCCGUAACCUAUUUUGGAAACAACGUCAAGUUUUUAUAAACGUUACCUGUAGUUGAUACUCAUGGACAGGGCUGAACUUUUAACUUUUUUGCAUCUUGUCUUGAUAUAUCAUAUGUUCUAGAAGUUGGAUUCUGUGUCUGCACUGAGAAAUGCAAAUUAAACUGGAUAUUUAUGUAGUAGUGUACAUAGUCUAAGUGUGUGUGUUCUUGGAACUAGUUUAAAAAUCCCACACCAUGCUUUUGGUGGUGUGCAAGCUGGCCAAAAUUUGGUUCAUUAUGCAGUGUACACUUUCUCAAAUAAAUGCAGUUUCUACUUUUUCUUACAAGAAAUUUUUUUCAUAUGAUCUUUUUCAGCAAAAUCAAGGGUAUGUUUUUUGCAGUACCGUAGUUACAGUAGCUGGUAUUUCUUGCUGUGUAGCUUUGUGUCCUUCCACUUGCUUACUGAACCGGAGCUAUCUGUCUGACCCUUGUUUGGAGAGAGAGAGCGGUAGUUGCAGUUCUGUUUCACGCAGACCAGCAUCAGUGUGGCGGGCAGGGAUGUGCAAACCUCGAGCCUGGUUAGUUACCGAAGUCGUCUUCAGCAUCGACAUCCGCAUGAUUGUCGAACCAGGAAGUGUAGGAGAACCGUAGGUUGUCGAGUUACUGCUUCUGUGCUGUUUGACACGUAUGGGGAGCUGGGCAAUGGUCUUGGAGAUGAUGAAAUAAAGAACCCCAGUUUUUCAAGAAUGUGUGUAUGGUAUUAAAGGAAUUUAUUUAACUAUGAAACAUGGGAACAAAUGUGCUUACAUUGAGCAAUGUGAAGAUGUUAGUUACAGGUACAGUACUUCCAAAGGAAGAGCAUCUCCAAAACCCAAAAAAGAGUAAAUAUGAAUUUGUAUUUUUUGAAGAAUGUAAAAUGUGAAAUAAUGGUGUUUGCUUAAUUGCUCAUUUUGUAUGAAGUUAAUAUUGUACUUUGAAAUAUCUGCAAAGAAGUGGAAAUUAACUUUUUUGGAAUUGAAAGCAAUAUUAAUACUAAUGGAAUCCUAAUUAAAUGCUUAUUUAAACAUUGUGUUAUAA
This is a messenger RNA of Grus americana (Whooping crane), 8211 nucleotides long. RefSeq names its product metal regulatory transcription factor 1 (gene MTF1). Gene Ontology annotation, biological process: central nervous system development; positive regulation of transcription by RNA polymerase II. The record is from RefSeq and is a predicted model, not a curated record. Lineage: Eukaryota; Metazoa; Chordata; Aves; Gruiformes; Gruidae. Gene Ontology annotation, cellular component: nucleus. The transcript is spliced from 11 exons. The coding region runs from base 161 to 2347 and encodes 728 amino acids. Gene Ontology annotation, molecular function: DNA-binding transcription activator activity, RNA polymerase II-specific; RNA polymerase II cis-regulatory region sequence-specific DNA binding.